Messenger RNA from Populus euphratica (Euphrates poplar), 1447 nucleotides. RefSeq lists its product as uncharacterized. The record is from RefSeq and is a predicted model, not a curated record. The transcript has 5 exons. The coding region runs from base 282 to 977 and encodes 231 amino acids. NCBI's taxonomy places the organism in Eukaryota, Viridiplantae, Streptophyta, Magnoliopsida, Malpighiales, Salicaceae.
UAUUCAUAUAUAUUUUCAUUUCAGGAUAUCUUUCUUCUUCUAGUGUUUCCCUGAAGCGCAUACACCUUACUACAUACACAUGAAUACAAAAAUAUCACUGCGCAUUCCUCGAUCUUAAUCCUUGAUAUCUUCGAUCGUUGUGGUGGUUUCUUUCUACCUGAACCUGUCGAGCUGUUUAUUAUCUAUAACCAACAGGAGAAGAGGCUGAAGAAGAUUGGAUUUUCAUCGAAACUAAUAGUAAUAGCAAAGUCAUGUGAUUGCAGGUGAGUUCAUUUGGGCAAAUGGGGAACCACGACAUGGGUCCACCAUGGUUGAUACCCAUGCUUAGAGCAAGCUAUUUCAUUCCCUGUGGAGUUCAUGGUGAAUCCAAUAAAAGCGAAUGCAAUAUGUUCUGCUUAGAUUGUAUGGGAAAUGCUUUCUGUUCGUAUUGUCUCAUUUAUCACAAAGACCACCGUGUUGUUCAGAUAAGGCGAUCUUCAUACCAUAACGUGGUGAGAGUAAAUGAGAUACAGAAAUACAUAGACAUAUCAUGCGUGCAGACUUACAUCAUCAAUAGCGCCAAGAUUGUGUUCCUCAACAAGCGCCCUCAGCCAAGGCCGGGAAAGGGAGUCACCAACACUUGUGAAAUUUGUUGUCGAAGUCUCCUUGAUUCAUUCAGAUUCUGUUCACUUGGAUGCAAGCUGGGAGGGAUGAAGCAGGGUGACCCAGACCUUACAUUUGCGGUAAAAUUGAAGCACAAUAGGGAUCACUUCUUUGGUGGGUCAGAAUCAGAUGAGUCCUCGACCCCUAAGAAGAUUCGCAGGACACAUGCUUUCAAUCGUUUGAUGGACGGGCUCUCAAUCUAUUCCUCUAACAAUGAUGGUGCGGAGAGUUCUGGUGAUGAUGCAGCUACCAACAUUUCUCCGGCUACUCCUCCCCUUUUCAAUCAUCGUAAUGCAAGGAGAAGAAAGGGUAUACCUCAUCGUGCCCCAUUUUAAGAUUUCAUAAACCGAAAAAAAAAAAAAAUCAGAUUUCCAGUAUGCUUAGCAUUUAGUGGUAUUAAAAAAAGGAAAAAAAAUGGCAAAUAAAAUGAUGGCGAGGAAGGAGGAAGUGGAAUGUGGGGAAUUAGGAACUGAUACAUUCUCAAGCUUCUUGUGUAGAUACCUCUCCACUAGUAUAGAAUAGGAUACUAGAUAGUAUGUUUUUAAUAGCUUCGGAGCAAGGAAAUGGUCCCUUCAUAUACAUUUAGCAAUUACUGUUGGGAUUUAAUUUCUAAGUCAAGAAAACUUUGGAUAUAUGUAAUACCAUAUCCAUGCAUGUACAGAUCAUGUCUAUAAAUAUAUAAUAUGGGGUUUUAGAUUGUUGGAAGGGUAGCAAUAAUAGAGUACAGUGGCAUUUGUACAGAACAGAACAUUGUGCUUUGUUCUUGUAGAUAUUUAUAUUUAAAGUUAUACCUUGUGUUCUGGCA